UCUAAUCUGCACAGCCACCCGUCCGCAUGAUCCCGAGACACAGCAGGUUUCACCAGCCAGCUGUUGGAUUAUUGCCACAGUACUAUCUCAUCGGGGAAGGCGUGUCACUCCCCGAAUUACUCAGCGCCCCUUUGUCCUCGAUCGGUGCCCAGCCAGCGACACUCAUGGCGGCUGCACCCGUCAGGCAGCGCUCAGGGCCAGGGGGACCCCGGGCGCAGCUCCCGCCCUGCUACUACGAAGGAUACCUGGAAAAGCGAGGACCGAAAGAAAAGGCGUCCAGGCGACUGUGGACCUGUCUGUGUGGGAAUUCUUUGUAUUUCUUCAAUAAUGCCAAGGAUAGCCAUUAUGUGGAGAAGCUGGACCUCAGUGGGUUUGUGUCCCUGAAGGACGACUGCAGCCGGGACAGAAACCUGGAGGCAGCCAGACUCAUCCUGCGCAUGAAGGAUGGAGAGACCAAACUCACAGCGCCUAACUUGGAAUCAAGGGAGCUGUGGAAAGGUUUCCUCUACUCUGUUGUAGAUCUGAAUGUACCGUCCUGUCUCACAUUGCUGCCGGGCCAGCUGCAGAUGCUGAAGGAGGUUGUGGACAAAGAAAGGUCCAGGAGGAGAACCCGCACUCCUACACGCGCUCCUCCCUCACCCCUCUCCGUGCCUUUAGUAGGAGAGAUCCCACCGUGUUUCCGACCGGUGUCUCGAACAGAGGCUGAAGUCCUUUUAGAGAGACACCCAGACUGUGGCAACAUGUUGCUCCGUCCAGGCAGAGACGGGUGCUCAUUGGCCGUCACUACUCGGCAGGACCUCAAUGGGUCAGUGUUUAGACAUUACCGUGUGACUCAGAGGGACCAAGGGGGUUAUGUCAUCGAUGUAGAAAAUCCUAUUCCCUGUGCUACACUUCAUGAGGUCAUCGACGCUCUGGUAGAGAAGACAGCAGGAACUCUGCAGCCUUUCCUACUGGAGGAGCCUUACGAAGAGAAUAUCACAUAUGUUUCUGCCAAUGAUGAGAAUGGAGAAAGGAUACUUCACACUGCCCCCUCCAGCCCCCUGCCAAAGGCUCCUGCCCUGCCUCCAAAACAAGAUCGUUGGCCCAGCAGCCCCCUGACCAGGUCUCCCGCCCCGGACCGGCGUAUCCUGACUUCUUCAGUGCCGGCCUCGCCCACCAACCCGAUGAGACGACUCAUCCUCUCCCCUUCACCUCUUGCACAGACACUCAAUGAGGAACUCAAAAUGAAGCUGGAGAUGAGACGAGCCAGUCAGGAGUGAUUUACUCAUCAUAAGGAACAACUUUCCUGUCACAGCAUUAUUAAUCUUCAGUGCCAAAACCCCUUGUCACCGCAGCUAUGUAUUCAUCCUGUGCCUUCUAGGUGGAAGACAAGGGACUGCAAAUACCACCACUUUCUUUUAGGGAGACACAACAUGUUGGACUGAUUAAAUGGACUCUGGUUAGCUCCUUAAGAGCAAGACUGGCUGGUAAACACCGGAUUAGGUUAAUAAAACGUCUUGGUUGGGGUAGCAGUCCACUAGAGCUUUGUCCACUUGCAUAAAGCGGUUUAUAAACUGUGUCUGAGCAAAACAUUUGCCACUACAAAUGAUUUACCUUCAGAAUACAGUCCACACUGAAUCAAUAUAACUGGCAGCUAAAAAAGGACUGACACAUACUGGACCACCAACUGAGCCUGAUGUUUUCUCGUCUGAGCUGCUGAUGUUACUGCUGCAACACUGGAGACUAAGAACAAACAAACCACAGACUGCCGAGAUCAACACCGGAGCAGACAAACUCUAACCUGAGACCUGAGACUCUUUAUCUGCUCUGAAAGUAAAAUAAGUCAGGCAUGAUCGGGUUUCAGCCGAGCAAUUCUCUUCAUUCAACUUCAUCAUAUGUAACAUGACUGAAAAAAAAAUCUUCUAAAUACGGUCGAGCUGGCCAGCAAAAUGAAAACUGCACAAUCUCUGCCUGCUGCUCAUGAGUGCUAUUUGUGAUGGAUAAGCAACCGUUAAUGUAUUGUUGAUUCAAUGACACUGUUGUGGCUAAUUUAUGACGCAACUGUAACCGUACUGUUGGUGCUUUUUUUUUUUUAAGUGUUUCCUUAUUCUCUGCUAAUGUGUUCGUGCUACUGUAUGGUGCUAUGACUCACCUGGAAACUACAGGUGAUUUCUGUUCCUCCUCUUCAAGAAAAUAAAGCUACUGUAUUCAUAUAUGAGAGUGCCCUCUAGUGGAAUGGCUGUUAACUAAAGGGACAGAAACCUUAUCAGCACACAGUCUUUGGGUAUUAACUCUAGUACAACACUUUUAUGUUUCAAACUGAACCCAGCAAAGACUUUAUUGCGGUGUUACACCACGCCCUACCUCUCUACCUUUAAUAACAAAAUGAUCAUUUACUACAGGUCUGAAGGGGCUUAAACAAUAACAACAUGUAUUUCUACAUUGGCAUUUGUCAAUUGGCCAGUAGAUUUGAAGUGUCUGAGUACUCGUGGCAAACUGUGAUCAAUAAGUGUCCUCUUACAACAAACAGUGUCUUGUAUGUCUGUACCUGAUGUGUUGUGUCUACUCGAUCACUAUCAAGGAAUAGUGUUUGUUAGAUAUCAAGGGCAUUAAAUGGUUUUGCAUGGA
Molecule: messenger RNA, 2607 nt
Organism: Cottoperca gobio
Lineage: Eukaryota; Metazoa; Chordata; Actinopteri; Perciformes; Bovichtidae
Gene: stap2a
Product: signal transducing adaptor family member 2a
Molecular function (GO): signaling adaptor activity
Source: RefSeq, a predicted model, not a curated record